Molecule: messenger RNA, 2803 nt
Organism: Photinus pyralis (common eastern firefly)
Lineage: Eukaryota; Metazoa; Arthropoda; Insecta; Coleoptera; Lampyridae
Product: CCR4-NOT transcription complex subunit 1-like
Exons: 5
Coding region: 230-2803 (857 amino acids)
Biological process (GO): nuclear-transcribed mRNA catabolic process, deadenylation-dependent decay
Cellular component (GO): CCR4-NOT core complex; P-body
Molecular function (GO): molecular adaptor activity
Source: RefSeq, a predicted model, not a curated record
CGAAUUACUUUCGUUCGUGUUAUGUUGAUUGUGUUCUCCUUAAGUUAAAGAUGAAACAGUAAAUUAAGUGCAAAGAAAGGAAAUUGAACGGUUCGAUGAUGGUCUUGGACCAUUUAAAAUUGAGUUGUCUCCCAUUAACAAAUAGGACUCUCUGGACAAAAGGCCUGCGGUUAUCUCCUGAGAAAGCUUCAAACGUAUUUGAAGCUUUCGAGGCCGUGUUCAUGGAACUAUGAACCUGGACUCGUUGUCUUUUACUUUGUCACAAAUAAGUUAUUUAGUUGCGUCAUUAACUAAAAAGAAUCAUAAGCAAGUAGUAGAGGAACUAUUAAGGUUGGUGACUUUGCACGGCCUGGAGGCGGAUCGUCACUUGCUCCAAUGCCUGUUUUCAUCGGUGGACUUUUCAGAAUCUUCGAAUAAAAUUGUUGCGCCCGGUCUUCACAAUCAAGUGUUGCUAGAGCAUUGCGCUACCGUUAUCAAUAAGCCUUCGUUAUUGUCGGCUAUUUGUUGUACCGUUAAUAAAUUCGCCAACAAUCAGAAGAGUUUGAAAGUUGGACCUCUGUUCUUUCAGCAGCUGUGCAAGUGCCUUCGCCUCUCAGCUGUUCAAGAAGUUGUAUUCGCUCUAGCGUUGCGUCACUCCGAAAAUCGAGAGGUGGCGAGUCUCGCCCAAGCUCAAUUGAAACUAUCCCUUCCCGCUCUCGUUCAGUCGUAUGUAGAUACGGAAGGAAGUAGUCGUCAACACGAAGGUGGCCUUCACGAUACCACGCCGGAAGUUUUACAUUUGAUACUGUCGGCCGUACUUAAAUCGCCCAAAGAGGUCGGACUCACCAACGAGAUUCACACGGUAUUUUUGAACUCGCUACAACGAGACUUCUCGAGGGAUCUAGUUCCGGUCGUGCUCGCGCCCCUAGUCUACCCGGAUCAGUGCGAGUUAGCGCCGCCCGAAAUGUCCUCGGAAGGCCCCGGUUUAUCCGGGGGUAUGCUUGAUAGUUCAUUGGCCGAUCUCGUGUCGGAAAUGGGUUACGGAUUUACUCUUACGUUGGAAGACUGCCGGAAUAAUUUACUUAAAUUUAUCGGACGCGACAUCAAUCCCACGGCCGUCGCGCGGACGUUAGCCUUCUUAUGCCGGACACACAGUGGCCUUGAGGAAUCUUUAAAUCUACCCGGCUCUUUCAGCAAGGACGGAAGGAACACGUGGAAUGUCGAGGUGUUUGUUCAAGCUCUAAAGGAGGUCUGUCCUACGUUACAAUGGAGUAGCGUAAUUCUCGAGCUGGACCAUUCGGAAUUCGUAAUAAAAGACAGGCAGGGCCUUAUCAUGCUUUUAAGUGCACUUCGUUUGGGCUUGAAAAACGUCGGCUUUCAUCCCGAAACGUUCCCCGUCGAUCACCUAUACCGAAGGUGGACGAACGUCGAGGGACAGUUUAGUUUAAUGCAACAGAUUUUGAAAAACUCGGACGUGUUUUGCUUCGCCGACUAUCCGUUCUUAUCAGUGCCUGUCGACAUACUAAAGACGCCUCCCGAACAGGACAGCAAGGAGUUGAGCAACUGGCGCAAUUUAAAUUUAGUGGAAUUGUUGUUGACGAUCUCGGAGUGCGGGUACUACGCGCAAGUGCAAGAAUUGUUUAAAGUUCCUUUACAAAACUGUCCGGACGUUUUAAUAUUGACUCUGAUGCAAAUCAACGGUCCGGUCACGAUGCUACGGCAGGAAUUAUUCACAAAUCUCAUUCCUAUAUUCCUCGGCAAUCAUCCGAACUCGGCCAUUAUUUUACACCACGCGUGGCACACCCAGACCCUCAAUAUUAAGCACAUCGUAAUGCACGCAAUGGCCGACUGGUACGCCCGAGGCGAGUACGACCAGACCAGACUGUCCCGAAUACUCGACGUCGCCCAAGACCUAAAGGCACUGUCCAUGCUACUCAACGCUCAAUCCUAUCCGUUUAUAAUCGACCUGGCCUGUCUCGCGUCGCGAAGGGAAUAUCUGAAAUUGGAGAAAUGGAUUACGGACAAAAUUCGCGAGCAUGGCGAACCUUUCGUGACCGCCUGCAUUAAGUUCCUGCAAAGGCGAUGUCCGCAGCUCAUCGGUAAAAGCGACGACGCACUUCCCAAGGCCGUUCUACUACCGAAAGAGACCUUAACCACGAUCCUGCUCUGUCUACAACAAGCCUCCUGCAACAUGAACUCGGAAAUUCAAGAGACCAUCUGCGCGAUGUCGACGAACUGCACCAUCCUUUUAAAAACCCACCAGCAGCCGUCCUCGAUUCUGCGAUCUCAUCGCACCCUGGACGGCCCGUUCAAUCCAUCGAGCAUGGCGCAACAACUUUACAAUUCGAACGUCGAUCCCAUCAGCAUCACAUCGACGUUAGCCAACAUGACGAUCGGCGGCUCUAACAACUCCGCGUUCAAUCUGCAAGGAGGACUAGGCCCGCUGGUCUCCUCGCCCGGUUCGCCCUCUCGACUGCUGCAAUCGAACAGCCCGUUUCCGAUGAUACCCAUACAGCACCAGGGACCGGUGGGCACCACCGGCUCCCUACUGCCCGCCAUCAACACGAUUGGUAACUUGAGCAGGAUCGGCGGGCCAAAUCCGAUCGUCGAAAAGGCCCGACUGCAGGACAGCAAUUCGAUACUGACCGAGAUCGCGCCGAACGUUACGAAGGAUAUCGAGGACGAGGCGAACAGCUACUUCCAGAGGAUCUACAACCAUCCGCCUCAUCCCACUUUGUCGAUCGACGAGGUUCUGGAUAUGCUCAAGAAAUUUCAAGAGUCCGCAUCGAAACGUGAACGGGAGAUUUCUAUAAAAGACCACUGA